Exophiala mesophila is the source of this 3153-nucleotide messenger RNA. RefSeq lists its product as uncharacterized. The transcript has 4 exons. The coding region runs from base 413 to 2644 and encodes 743 amino acids. NCBI's taxonomy places the organism in Eukaryota, Fungi, Ascomycota, Eurotiomycetes, Chaetothyriales, Herpotrichiellaceae. The record is from RefSeq and is a predicted model, not a curated record.
ACGCAGCCACCCAUCUCGAUCUCUUCCCAGCUUCAUCACACUCUUCCUCACUUCGCAGCUGGGCUAGCAGAAAGGAGGUUGGAAUCGUAUCUUCUAACCCCUGCGAGUGUAUUACUGGCUGAGUCUGAUUCUGCGGCCCUCAAUCUUCCUUCCCUUGCGGACCGACCCUGUCCACGGUCGAGUUUGAAGGUCUUCACCGUAUCUGCACUUGACUCGUUACCGGAUUUUCCUGGAUUGUCUUGCUGCCGCAACUACUGAACGGUCUCCCAGACGCCUUUUCCUUGUGUGUAUGCUAUCGUGUUUACAUUUCCACCAGUUCUACCAGUUCUCCCGAGGAUCCUGCCCUACCCUUGCUUUCAUGUCUUGUCCCAGAUCCCCUGUUCUUGGCUCGUAGGUGGUUGUGGCUUCGACAAUGGCGCGGACCAAGACAACAGCUCGGAAACCCACGACACGUGCUGCCCAGGUCGCCAAAGACCGCGCAAAGGGAAAACACAAAGUCACUGUACAGACUGAUUCGAAAGAGAAAGGAAAACCGCUCAACAGCGUUAUCACAAUAAAGGCAGAGCCCCCUCCUGGAUACACUUUUAUCCCGGCUGGCAACCCUGAACUCACCCAGGCUCUGAAAGAAUUUUCUCGUCAGGGCGACCACAAAAUAUACGCGGUCACGACCACCCCCCAUGCCACUCGUCACGAACUGUCAAGAGAAGUACAUCGUGUUGGUUUUCACUUUCCCACCCAAGUUGUCGCCCAGGUUUGCAGUUACUAUGGCGUUCGCCUCACCAGUGGGGGCAAGCUUAUCGACGAGUCAAAGGACGACAAAGCCUCCUUCAUGCAGGUCUACCAAAAUGGAGACCGUGAUGGAAUCAAAGAGCCCCCUAAGGAUCAAAUUACCAUCAAUACGGAGGCUAAACAGACGUUGAAAGACUUGUUCCCCAAAAUCCCUGACAAAGAUCUGUUUCAGAUCAUCAAGACGGCCUUCCAACUUGGCGAUGGUAAGGUCGGAACUGCUGAAGAGAUCCCUCUAGUGCGUAGAGCUCAAUUGGCUGUCGUUGCCCAUAUUCGCCAUAUUUACACGGGAUACGACAAAUACCUUCGACAAAUGCCCUACAAUGACGCCCGUCAUGCUGUUGAACGCGAGACGCUCACCAAAUUGAUUGAAUGGCGUGGUAAUGACGAUGAAGCUGACGAAGCUACGAAGCAUGCUGCUGCUGACGCCUUGCGAGAGGUCAUCGUGAUUUCUGACGAAGACGACUCUGACUCUGGCAGUGAUGGCCCUGAACAAGUUCCUCAGGACCGAAUUCAUGUCGAGGAGCUUGUCACCGGCGCCUAUGCUCCGAUCUCAGGAAGGCAAAUAUCACCGAAUCCCGAGAUCAUGCAAUCAGGACUUCGGCGACAAAUGCUUCCUCAGAUUGUCCGUCGUUAUCGGCCGACCCAGGACGAGAUUGCACAGCGAGAUCAGAGUAGGUACGCUGUCUGGGACCAGGCUAAACGCAACUAUCAAUCUAGUGUCGCUCAGCGGCCAGGGCCGAUUCUGGAAAGAGUCUACGAGCCUGAGCCGACAUCUCGACCCCGGAUGCUCGUACCAUAUAAUACUCAAUCAAGCCCAGCCGAGCGUAUCUAUCGUUCUCAAGCACCGGUCUCUACCGCACCUAGAGUUGAAUACGAGCCUCGAACGACACGCCCAGCAAGCCCGCCCGCGUUUAUUCGCGACGCCAAUGGUGCUUUGUAUGAGAGGGUCGUCACCCGACCACAAGGACAUAUCGAACCCAUCGCAUCAUCCCGGCAUCAACGCACCCCACCACCUCGUCCACACCAUGGACAAAUGGUGAGGACACGUCCGUCUUCCCCAUUAGAGCCCGGCUUUACAGAGCCUUCUCGACAUCGAGGUUUGGAAGGUAAUGAAACAAUCUUGCCAUCGAUUGAGCCCAACGACGGUACCACGUCGUCUCCACGCUUUCGCCCGUAUCCUUUCGAUAGAUACUCGGAGCCUCGUGAUGCUGAUAUGAGUCAAUACGGGAAACGAGGUCUUGCCGAUCACGUCCGUGUUGACCAUGGCCAGAGUACUGAAUCGUUUAAGAGGCGUCGCAUUGAUGAGCGGGAAAGACUCCCAAUUGGACCAGAGCCUCCAAUUGUGAGACAACAGUCCCCUCCAAGACGUAUCGAAGUCAGUCACCUGCACUAUGGUGAUGCUUCUCCGAACACGCAGAUGUCGGAUCGGCGUUACGAACACAUCAGGCAGGUCCGACCGCAGAUGUCCUAUGAACCUAUUAGCACGCUUCGAGAUGGCACCGUCAUUCGCCGGCCCAUGGCGAACGGACAUGAAGUCCAUACGAACGUGGUUGUUCAUCCGAGCCGUGGCCUGCCAGACAAUCCUCCUUACUCCCAUGGUAUUCCCAUGACAAGCCCACAGGUUGCGGAAUUGAGAAGUCAGCAGCCUCAAUACCCCAGUCGUGUUUAUGAACCAAUUCCUGAACCCUUUGCCUAUGAAGACCGAGUUGUUGCUCAACGGAAUGCAGCGCCCCGUGAAGAAUAUGUCCAGCCAGUCUUACAAGGACGUCGUCCUCAGUAUGCACAUGGUACAAGCGCAAUUUUGCGUGGGCCCAUGGAUUCACAUUCUCGCCAGCGUGUAAUUCAUUACGAGUGAGCCAGCUGCCUGUGUGCCAGGAUAUGUGAUGUCACAGGAAUUGUUUUAGCAUCUGUUUGCUUACUACACUGGGUAAGAUAUGGGGCAGCAAACCGGCUGAGACUUGGACAUGACCAUUUCAAAUCGACAGAAGCUAACCACAGAUUAGGCGUAUCCUAUUCCGAGGUCAAUUUUUGGUCUGCGAAAUGCCUCGAUUGUUUGGGUUGCUUGUGCGGUCUUCCGGGAGAGCAUGCACCACAGGUGGAACAAGCCCGUAUCUACAAGGAGGCGCAUCAACAGAGCCAUGUCGUUUUCUGUCUGGGAUCCUGAAAUCGUUGAAGCAUGGCGCACGGACUAGGCACGCAUUUGGCGGCGUUUUAUGUCGAGCAUUUCAAGCAGUGCGUCGGUCUACCACGAAGAAUCAUGAGUGGGUUUCAACUCGGCGGGAACUUGUAACAGCGAGAUGCACACAAUCACAAUAUUUCCAGUGAGGUUCGAGUCAGAGUCGAGUCAGAGUCGAGUCAGAGUCG